UUCCGAUCACAAUUAGCUCAGAGAAUCGAGGGCCCUUUUAGCGUCGGCCUUGGUCUCUCUGUGAUCGUUUACUUUCAAAUCGGAUAAACGCCUCACCUGAGAUGUCUAGCUCAGGCCAAACACAGUUCCGCUACACGCAGACGCCGUCGAAGGUGGUCCACUUGGGGAAUCUCCCAUGGGAAUGCGUCGAAGAGGAGCUCAUCGACCUAUGCAAACGAUUCGGCGAGAUCGUCAAUACCAAGACCAAUGUCGGGGCCAAUCGCAACCAAGCCUUCGUCGAAUUUCCUGCUUUGGGUGCUGAUGGAAAGAAGGUAGAAACUCAGAGCAACGUCAUGCUCGCUUUGAUUGAGAAGAUGCAGUAUGCUGUCACUGUGGAUGUUCUUCACACGGUGAGGAACAACAGUAACACAAACAUAUGUCUGCUUCUCAGCAUGCUUUAAUCUCUCGGAAUUAAUCGAAUAUAUUCUGAGGGGUCAAGCAGACGCAGGAUUUCCCCUUUUUGAGUCUGAGUCACUGAAGUGGCCAGGUUUUGUAGAGUUUGAUGAUGUUAAUGGGAAGGUGCUGACAUAUUCUGCACAGGACAGUGUUUACAAGGUGUUUGAUCUGAAAAAACUAUGCCAUGCUGUAUUCGAUAUCAGACAAAAAUGUCCAGGAAAUUAAGAUCAGUCCAGGGAUAAUGUUAUUGUUUUAUAAGAGAGCUAUAAGUAAUGUUCUCAUCUACAUACGCUGCUCGCUGUCACUGUGGAUGUUCUUCACACAAGCCUUAAUUCAAUACUCUGAUAGCAACGGCGACAAUAGCAAAAGAAGCACCGGACGGACAAUAGCAAUAAAUGACGGUGGCUACUGUAAACUACGUCCUCAAGCCACCUCCAUACUCUCUGGUAUGAUUUCUUUCUUCAAAUCAUUUUGUUUUGGUUGGGUUAUUAAUUUUUGCUUCUUGAUUAGCUGAUAUAAUAAUAAAUACAUAUUUUUGCUUCUUGAUUAGGUGAUACGAUAAUAAAACUUUUAUUUUUUAAAAUUAUUAGAUAAUGGUAAUUUUUUUACUAAAAAAACUUUAACUAAUAAAAAUAUGUUUUUCAC
This is a messenger RNA of Thlaspi arvense, 1080 nucleotides long. NCBI's taxonomy places the organism in Eukaryota, Viridiplantae, Streptophyta, Magnoliopsida, Brassicales, Brassicaceae. The record is from the annotation of a GenBank genome assembly.